UUCAAUAAAAUGACUUUAGGAACACUCGUAUAUUCAAACUUAUUCGAAUUUACGCUAUUUACCUGGUAAAUUUUACCAGUAUUUUCUGUCGUUGCAUGUAAUUUUUUGGCAAUAACGAAUGGAUAAUAAGAAUCUUGAGAAGGAAUUAAACCUACUGCAACAAGUUCACCAGCAAUUGGAAGAGUAUCAUACUUUAUUAGGAUUACUAAGAGCGGACUUAGAGAAGAUUAUUAAAAACUUCACCGCUUUAAAAGAAAACUAAAUAUAUACGCGUACGAGAAUUUCUAUGAAUUGAAAUAUUGUCCACAAGUCUAAAUAAAGUUACAAAAUGGCAGCACAAGAAGAUGGAAUGGAUACAUUGUUAGAGGGUUCAUCAGUUAUUCCUCCAAACACUUUGUCUUCCUUAAGAAGGAAAUCUAUGAAUGUACAAAAUUCAUUGUUAGAAAAUAACGAUGAAGAAGAACGCUUGGCUCUGCACCGUGAAAUGACUACUUCAAAUAUAACAAAUGUAACGAAGAACAUUAAACGACAAUCUUUGGGUCUUGGCUUUUUAGCACAACUAUCGGCACCUGAAAUGAAGAAUCGUAUAUAUGAAUGUAUAAAACUUAACAGUGAAAACAAGAUUAAUUUGAAAAAUGCAUUCAGCCUUGAAAUUAUUGAUUUCAUGACUUACAUGAUUAAAAAAGAAGAUGUUAACAUGUCUAAUUUGCAAGUAGCCAGUACAUCACUGGAUGUGAGUACUAAAAUUUAUGGAUAUCGUGUAGAUAGUGUUCACACAGAAAUAUUGAAAAUGGUUGGUGGAUUAGACACAGAAGUUGAAGCAACAACAGAUGAUUUGUCCAAAGACACAAACAAUGUUCAAAUAAAUAAUGUAAAUGAUUCAAGUAAAACAAAAAAAGCAAAACGAAAAAAAACUAAACAUAGUAUUUUUAGUUUUGUGGAUAAUUUGAAAGGAAAUGCUGAAAUAUUGAAACCUUCACUGUGGUUGAUGGAAAAUGAUAAUUCACAAACUGCAAAUACAUUAUAUCAAGCAAUGUUACCAAAUCAUGCCAACUCUAAGUUUUAUUUACAUGAAUACAAUGAUAUCAUUGUUGAUACUGUAGAAUCAGAAACAAAUAUGAAAAAUUUAGAAAUAGAUAUACUGCAUAUAGAAGAAUUUUUUGAGUUGAAAAUAUGUCCACCUUUGACUAGUUUUGAUUUUCAUUGCUGGACCAAUGAAGAAAAAACUGAUAAAGAAAUCAAAGAUACACAACCAGAGGAGAAUAAAGAGAAUAGAUUUCAAUUUAACUUGGAUGCCAGUUUACCAUCAGGAGAUGAAAUGGCUCAUGUUGAUGAUCAUUACUUUGAUGUUCUCGACACCGAAGAAGAUAUGGUAGACAAGUGUGUUGCAAUAGAAAAACCAGUGGAGAAAGUUGUUGAUCUCCGUCAACUUGUGAUUCACACUGGGUUAACAAAAACAUCUGAAUAUUCUUUUCUUCAGAAAAAUUCGAAUAUUCACUGGGCUGGUCCUUCCCAUUGGAAAAUAAAUAGUUUUAAAAAACUUUAUGGAGAGAGUAAAAUCAUAGAGAAAUGUCACCAAGAACAGGGUACAAAGAAGAAGGAAUUCGUGAUACAUUAUGAUGAGAAUACAAAGAAAGCUGUACUACGAAAGUUUUCACCAGGUCUAGCUUCAAGAUUGGAAGUUAAAUCCGCCAUGAUAGAAUGGCAGGAAGAAACUCUCACGCUACCGCGAGAUAUGCAUUACAAUAUUGCAAGUGCUUUUAAACUGUAUCUUCAUAAACACAUAUACUUAAGUACAAAAAACAAGGAUUCAUUAGAUGUGACUCAUAUAUCUGACAUAGAGGAUUACAACUAUGGUAAUGCUAAUGAUACGUUAGAUUAUUGUCCUAAUAUUCCUAACGAAGAUUACAGAAUAAACGAAGAAAAUGGCGAACCAGAAACUCAAAUGAUGUUUACUGGAGAUAAUCUAGUUGCUAUGCCAAAAUUAACAAAUAAAAAUACCAUCGUGUAUAGUCUUCGUGAAAAAAGGAUUGAUAUGCGACAAUUAAAGAAAUGUAUUUGGAAAGCGCUGAUUACGAAUAAUAAUAACACACAUAUAAAUACAGAAAGUACAGAAGUACAGCAGGAACCCUUGGAUAAAAUGAAAGAUAGUAAAAAUUUUAGCGAAAUUUACGGAAUGUUGACAGGCAUGUUAACAGAAACUAAUGCAGAGGCACUAAGUUUUCCCAUUCCUUUUGUAUCUCUGUUACAUUUGGCAAAUGAAAAACAAUUAGAAUUAAAAUCUUUUUCAGACCUGUCUGACAUUACUAUAUUGCCAAAUUAAAUGUAUCCCAGUUACGUAUUUAUCAAGUAUUAUAAAAGUUUAUGUAGGAAGUCGUUAAAUAUUAUACUUUUAUUGAUUAAAUUUAAAUAGGUACCUUGUUUCAUAAACUAUUAAUUUUUUUGUUACUUUUUUAGACAAAUAUGAAAACUAUAUAGUAAAGAAAAACUUUC
Messenger RNA from Hylaeus anthracinus, 2493 nucleotides. RefSeq names its product condensin complex subunit 2-like. The transcript has 3 exons. Gene Ontology annotation, biological process: mitotic chromosome condensation. NCBI's taxonomy places the organism in Eukaryota, Metazoa, Arthropoda, Insecta, Hymenoptera, Colletidae. Gene Ontology annotation, molecular function: chromatin binding. The record is from RefSeq and is a predicted model, not a curated record. Bases 329 to 2323 code for a protein of 664 amino acids. Gene Ontology annotation, cellular component: condensin complex.